Molecule: messenger RNA, 1509 nt
Organism: Rubroshorea leprosula
Lineage: Eukaryota; Viridiplantae; Streptophyta; Magnoliopsida; Malvales; Dipterocarpaceae
Source: the annotation of a GenBank genome assembly
UCCCACUUCCCAUUUCCCAUUUCCUUUCUUCAAAAAACUUGAGAUUUAUCCUCAACCGUGUAGGGGUAAGCAUCCUUUUAUCAAUUUGUGGAAGAGAAGGCUUGAUCCGUCUGGGUUCCUCUCUCCAUGCCUCCAUUCUCAAAAACCACAAAUUCCUUCACCCUCAGAAUCCCGAUGAUUUCAAUGAAGGCCUCCUUAUCUGGAACUCUCUCCUCUCUGUCUAUGCAAAAUUUGGGGAUCAAGCUGAUGCUCUUAAGGGUGUUUUGGCUACUUCAACAGAAUGCAAAGCUCAGAGCUUUAUCGUUUGGACCAAGCAAUGAUAGAGAAGAGUUUUAUUACGUCAACAGGAUGAUACAUUGUUUAGCGGUUUUUGAUGAGGUGUUUGAAAUAAAUGUUAUUACUUGGACGGCGGUAAUCUCAGGUCUUGCAAAAAAUCAUUUCUAUGAGGACAGUUUGAAAUUGUUCGCCAAGAUGCAUUUGGGAUCAGUGGUUCUGAAUACUUUGAUUUAUAUGAGCUCGCUGGUGGCAUGUUUUGGUCUGCAGACACUUCGGGAAGGACGCCAAAUUCAUGGCCGUCUGUGGAAAUUGGGGAUUCAAUCUGACCUGUGCAUUGAGAGUGCUCUCAUGGAUAUGCAUUCAAAAUGUGGAAAUGUUAAAGAUGCGUGGCAGAUUUUUGAUUCUGCUCAAGAGAUUGAUGAGGUUUCCAUGACUAUAAUCCUUCUGAGUUCUUCACAAAAUGGAUUUGAGGUUGAAGCUAUACAGUUUUUUGUGAAAAUGUUCAAGGAAGGAAUCCAGAUGGAUCCAAACAUGGUGUCAGCCGUUCUUGGGGUAUUUGGUGAGGAUACCUCUUUGGGGUUGGCUUUUGCGCGUCAUGAGGACGGCCCUAAAGCUUUACAAUUAUAUGAAGAGAUGGUAUCAAAAGGGGUACAAGCAACUGAUGUUACAUUUCUCUCUUUGCUCCACGCAUGUAGCCAUGUUGGCCUUGUUGAAAAAGGCAUGGAGUUUUUGAGAUCCAUGUUUGAAGUUCACAGAAUAUAUCUCAGGACAGAGCACUAUGCUUGUGUUGUCGACAUGUUAGGCUGGGCAAGUCUCCUUAAUGAAGCUAAGACUUUUAUUGAAGGAUUGCCUAUGAAGCCUGAUGUUCAUGUUUGGCAAGCCCUACUUGGUGCCUGUAGCCUCCAUGGCAAUUCUGAACUGGGGAAAUAUGCGGCUGAUCAGUUGCGCUCGGCAACACUAAAGAACCCAAUACCAUAUGUUCUAAUGGCCAACAUAUAUUCUUCUGCUGGUGAAUGGAAAGACAGAGCUAGGACCAUCAAGAGAAUGAAGGAAAUGGGUGUGGUGAAAGAAAUUGGUAUUUUUUAGAUCGAGAUUGAAAAGAAAGUUCAUAGCUUUGUUGUUGGAGACAUGCAGAAAGCAUCCACAAGCUGGGGCAAUUUAUGGAGUUUUGCUGGAGCUGUUCGAACUCGUGUUAGAGGAAGGGUAAGUGUCGGAUAAAAGGUUUAUUUAUUC